This is a messenger RNA of Kwoniella botswanensis, 2811 nucleotides long. RefSeq lists its product as uncharacterized. The record is from RefSeq and is a predicted model, not a curated record. The coding region runs from base 1 to 2811 and encodes 936 amino acids. Gene Ontology annotation, cellular component: cytoplasm. Gene Ontology annotation, biological process: nuclear-transcribed mRNA catabolic process, nonsense-mediated decay. The transcript has 11 exons. Lineage: Eukaryota; Fungi; Basidiomycota; Tremellomycetes; Tremellales; Cryptococcaceae. Gene Ontology annotation, molecular function: RNA helicase activity.
AUGAUUGAUGAUCUCUACAACUCAUCGAAUUCAGCCGAUGUACUAGAUGAUCUACCGCUAGAUAUGACUGAAGAGGAGAUUGUGGGGUUAAUGGAAAGUAUGAGUAUGGAUGGAUCAGCCGAAGAAGGAGAAGGAGAAACAUAUGGAUAUGAAGUUUUUGGAAAUCAUAUCGAUACGAAUACAAACGGAAGCGCACCAUUCAGACGAGAAGAACUCUCGGAACCGGAGAUAAUAGAUUCAUUUGCCCCUUCAUCCUCAUCCUCUACCAUCCAAAUCAAAAACACACCAUUGGCCCCACCCCCUCUGUCCACUCAGCAUCCACCUCUACCUGCGCCAGAUCCUCCACCAGACCAUCAGACUCGAUUUGACUGGCGUGCACGCGCAUCCAGUCAACUGCGUAAAAUAGCAUAUAGGGGAUAUUGGUUUUGGAACGCACCUAGAAGGAAAGAAGUGCCUUGGACGAAAUUGCAGUUUGGUGAACAAUAUAGAGAUGAGCUGGAUAGAUAUGCAAAUCACUUCAUGCCCCUCCUCGAAGCUGAACAAGCAGAAGAAGAACGUCUAUUCAACUCCCGUAUAGCCGAAUGGUCCUUCGACAGACUGAAAAGAGAAGGAUAUGCUCUGGAUGAAAUGAGAGGAUCGAAAGGGUAUCAACCGAAAUCGAUGAUUGGUCUUGGGACUGUGUAUGGCUUUGUAAGGGGAAAAGGCGAUCGGGAAUUGCCAUUCAACAGAUUCACCAUCGGAAGCAACGUCAUUCUCAGUAGGACAGAUCCCCUAGUCGACGCCGUUGGCGCCACAGCGGACGGCAAGAACAAGCUCGUUGGUAGUGUAUGGAAUAGCAGCAAAGGUAAUAUCAGGAUCAUGUUUCCUCAGGAUAUAGAAGAUAUAGAUAAUGGUUAUUGGAGACUCGAUGUGGCUUGUAGUGAUUUUGCCAUUCGACGUCAGAUCGAAGCUAUCAAAUCGCUUAAUCUCGAUCCUUACGAACAGGAUAAGGGCGAUUUCCCACAGGAUCAGCCCAAUUCUGCUGCACUUGCAUCGCCAGCAUCACCUGCUCUUCCCUCCUUCAUACCCGACAAGAAGAGGAAGGAUCAAUCCAUCUUACGAGGUACUGCUCUUCGUGACCUGCUGCUUCGACCUUUCCAGGGGCUUUAUUCUCCACUCACUCGUUCGAACCCCCCUCACCACACCUUACCUACCGACCAUAUCGUACAAAAUACGAACGAGAUGAAAUCUUCGGAUCUCGAUGCUGUACCUGAACCUAUACCUCAGGACACGACGGCCACCAGUGUCCUGGUCAAGAACCAGCUUAUACAAAGUUGGACUGACCGAUAUCGUCGUCCCGGUCUGCCAGUUGAGAUCGAAGGCGAUCCUAAAGUGGGAUUGAACGAGAGUCAGAUGCGAGCCAUAGCUAUGAUGUUGAGUGAGAGAUUGAGCUUGGUACAAGGUCCCCCAGGAACAGGUAAAACGCGUGUCAUAAUCGAAACAAUCAAAUUACUCAAGAAACACUGGCAGAUCCCCCAUCCGAUCCUAGUCACUGCGCAUACCAACGUAGCUGUCGAUAACCUCCUUUCUGGCUUACGAGCUCAUGAUAUCAAAGCGUUGCGAUUCGGAGCCAUCAAUCGGAUACCUGAAGAAUACAGUGAAUGGACAUUGGAUAGGAUGAUUGGUCAACAUCCUAGUUGGUGGAGCUUGGAGAUGGCAAGGAAAGAGAAAGAUACGUUGUUGGAAAAGAAACUGACACUGAAAGAUGGUUGGAGUCCGGAAGAUGAUGCCCGGUUGACUAAAGUCGGUCAGAAAAUAUGGGUUGUGAGACAAGCCAUCAUGAGAGAAGUUCUGUUAGAUGCGGAUGUCAUCUGCACGACCUGCCUAUCAGCUACUUCAAGAGCCCUCCAGGGUAUAGAUUUUCCCCUUGUGUUUCUGGACGAAGCGAGCAUGGCUACCGAACCACUUUCACUUGUCCCGCUGACAAAGGGUUCCUGCCACGUUGCCAUCAUAGGUGACCACAAGCAACUACCGCCUGUGAUCUUAUCUUCCGAAGCUCACGCUGGUGGACUCGCCACAAGUCUGUUUGAAAGGCUCAUACAUGAAGGUAAUAUACCAUCUAUAAUGCUCGAUACGCAAUAUCGAAUGCAUCCAACUUUAUCUACCUUCCCUUCAAAAACGUUCUAUUCGAACUUGCUCAAAAAUGGUACAUCCGCUUCCCAACGACUACCUCCAGACACUGAAUUCUUAGUUAGAGACAGUCAAACGGGACAAAGAAGGAAUAUCACUUUUCUCAAUCAUGAUCAUCCCGAAUCACCGAUAUCGAAAAGUCUAGCGAAUUACGGUGAUGCGGAGUAUGCUUGUGAUGUGAUUACUGAUUUGAUGUAUAAGAAUCCGACACUCAAAGGAUCUGAUAUCGGAAUAAUCACACCAUACAUCUCUCAACUGCGCUUACUUUCCAACCACCUCUCUGACCCCCAACGUCUCGAUGCUUUCCGAGAUCUAUUGGGCGAAGACAGAGUAAGGCAAUUGGAAGAUAUUGAAAUUAAGACUGUUGAUGGAUUUGAAGGCAGAGAAAAGGAAGUCAUCAUCUUCAGUGCGGUGAGAUGUAAUGAUGCUGGAUGGAUCGGGUUUCUGGGCGAUUGGAGGAGAGUCAACGUGGCUAUGACUAGGGGUAGGAAAGCACUGAUCAUGAUUGGAUCGAAGAGGACAUUACAAAAGGCGCGGAUUGGAAAGAGUGGAGAAGAGACUUUACCUUCUGGAGGAGCGAAAGUGUGGAGGGAGUUGAUAGGUUGGUUGGAAGAGGAGGGAUGUAUUUUGGAUGUGGAGUAG